Molecule: messenger RNA, 2793 nt
Organism: Fraxinus pennsylvanica
Lineage: Eukaryota; Viridiplantae; Streptophyta; Magnoliopsida; Lamiales; Oleaceae
Source: the annotation of a GenBank genome assembly
AUGCACCACAAUCCGGCAACAGUAGAGGAACAGUUGAUACUGAAAGCAAUAAGAGAAGAAUGCCCAUGGGAGAGUCUUCCCAAGCGCCUUCAAACUACCUUGAGUUCUAAAGAAGAAUGGCAUAGGAGGAUAAUUGAAUACUGCAUAAAGAAACGACUCCAAUGGAACACUUGUUUUGCUCACAAAAUAGGCAAAGAAGGUGAAUACUAUGAAGAUAUGAUGCGCUAUCUGCGAAGGAACCUAGCACUGUUUCCAUACCAUCUUGCAGAGUAUGUUUGCCGUGUUAUGAGGGUUUCCCCUUUCAAAUAUUACUGCGACAUGAUAUUUGAAGUUAUGAAAAAUGAGCAACCUUAUGACAGCAUCCCUAAUUUUAGUGCUGCUGAUGCCUUGCGGCUCACAGGGAUAGGAAGAAAUGAAUUUAUUGACAUAAUGAACAAGUGUAGAUCUAAGAAAAUUAUGUGGAAGCUGAACAAGUCAAUAGCAAGAGAACUCUUACCUACUGAACCUGUGGACUUCGCAAUUGAGCCGUGGUGGGGAGCUUGUCUAGUCAACUUCACUUUGGAAGAAUUUAAGAAACUCUCAGAAGAAGAAAUGGCAACCAUUGAUAAAAUCUGCAAGGAGGAAGCAAAUUCAUUCAUCCUUUUUGAUCCUGAAAUUGUCAAGGGACUUUUUCGACGGGGGCUUGUCUACUUUGAUGUUCCAGUCUAUCCUGAUGAUCAUUUUAAAGUUUCCAGGCUUGAAGGAUUUGUUUCAAACAGGGAGCAGUUAUAUGAAGAUCCCAUUGAAGAGUUGCUUUAUGCUGUAUUUGUGGUAUCAAGUGAGAAUUCCACUGUUACUGAACUGGCAACAACAUUACAGGCUGAUCUCUCUCAGCUGCAGGCAGCUGCAUCCUUUGCUUGUCGGUUGGGAUGGGCAGUAAAAUUAAUAGACCCUGCAUCUAUUCUUCAAGAAUCAAAUAUGCCUGGCAGUCCUAAAAGUCUUCUCAGUGAUGAAGUAGGAGGUUCCCUUCCUAGUAUGGGCUCCGCCAAUCUGUCCACUGAUGGUGGCACUGUUCAACAAGGAGACAUUUUAUGGACAGAAAACUAUAGUCCAGCUGUUGAUUAUUCUCGUGUUGCUUUUGUUGUUGAUGCUAAUAUAACAUCUUAUCUUAUGAUGGGAUCUGUUUCACCAGGUCUUAAAUCUCAUGCUGUCACGUUGUACGAAGCAGGAAAACUUGGUAAUGCUAGCAUUGCAGAUCUUUGCAAGGAUCUAAGUACACUAGAGGGAACCAGAUUUGAAGGAGAAUUACAGGAAUUUGCUAAUCAUGCAUUCAGUCUCCGAUAUGGAGGUACUGGCACAAACGAAUCUCGGUCAAAUAUUGAGGACUCUAUGGAUUCAAGGAUGACCCAGGAAGAUUCUGAUUCUGCUGAACUGUCAACUGGAAGUACUGGUGAUGAAAAGUUAUCUGCUACUGUACUCAAGGAGAUAAAUUACACGGAGGAUUCCAAAUCAGAUCUUUGUGUACCAAAUGAUGAAAACUCAUAUUCUGUUGAAGGUUUAAAUGCUGGAAAAGAGAUGGCAAAGAAAAAGAGAAAAUACCGAGUGGAUAUUCUGCGUUGUGAAAGCUUGGCUGCUCUUCCACCAGCAACUUUAGAUCGUCUAUUUCUCCGUGACUAUGACAUUAUCACGUCCAUGGUUCCACUUCCUCAUUCUUCUGUUUUGCCUGGACCCAAAGGCCCCAUUCAUUUUGGUCCUCCUUCUCAUUCUUCUAUGACUCCCUGGAUGAAAAUGGUCCUGUAUUCUGCUGUAGGCUGUGGACCUCUUUCUGUAGUUUUGAUGAAAGGUCAAUGUUUGAGAUUGCUUCCUGCACCAUUAGCUGGUUGCGAGAAAGCCCUUGUGUGGUCUUGGGAUGGAUCUACGGUUGGGGGUUUGGGAGGAAAAUUUGAAGGGAAUUUAGUUAAAGGAAGCAUACUCUUACAUUGUUUGAAUUCACUUGUCAAAUACUCUGCUGUGCUGGUGCAACCUUUUAGCAGGUAUGACCUCGAUGAUAAUGGAAAACUUGUUACUUUAGAUAUUCCAUUACCUUUGAAGAACUCUGAUGGUUCAAUAGCAAACGUAGGAGAGGAACUGGGGUUAUGUGGCGAGGAAACCUCGAAGUUAGAUUCGCUUUUAAGUAAUAUUUCAAACAGAAUAAAUUUGUGGAGCAUCGGAUAUAUUAGCUUAUUAAGACUUUUUAAAGAACAAGAAUCAGAAAACUUUUCAGUUGAUGGUGAGAAAUAUGAGUGGGUUCCGUUUAGCGUGCAAUUUGGUAUUCCUCUUUUUAGUCCCGAAUUAUGUAAAGAUAUAUGUAGAAGAGUGGUUUCUUCUCAGUUACUUCAAACAGAAUUACUGACCGAGCAUCAUGAUGCAAUGCAAGACUUGAGGAAAAGGUUGCACGAUGUUUGCGCAGAGUACCAAACAACUGGUCCAACUGCGAGACUUCUUUACCAGAAAGAGCAGCCAAAGGAUUCAUCUCGACAACUGAUGACUUAUGCAAGUGGAAGAUGGAACCCACUUAUGGAUCCUUCUUCUCCUAUAUCUGGAGCCUUAAGUGAGCACCAGAGACUGAAACUUGCUAAUCGACAGCGUUGCAACACUGAAGUUCUGAGCUUUGAUGGUAAUAUACUCAGAUCAUAUGCUCUGGCUCCUGUUUCUGAGGAUGCCACUCGAUCCGUUGAAAAUUCCACUUCCGUAGGUGCUUGCUUGCAGGCUCGUCAACCUGUCUCCUUAAUAUCUGAGGCCUCUGCAGCAUCUGCUGCUUCUGCAGUCAAUUAA